Molecule: messenger RNA, 1626 nt
Organism: Penicillium verrucosum
Lineage: Eukaryota; Fungi; Ascomycota; Eurotiomycetes; Eurotiales; Aspergillaceae
Exons: 1
Coding region: 1-1626 (541 amino acids)
Molecular function (GO): protein binding
Source: RefSeq, a predicted model, not a curated record
AUGGAUGGUCGUGAUGUCUCAUCACUUUUAGUAGCUGCAAAAUAUGGCCAUUUGUCGCUUGUUAAACUCUUCGUCUCCCUUGGCUGUGAUGUCCAUAUUGGGGCGUGGUGGGGCGCGGGUAUUCUCGUUAACGCAGCCGCUGAAGGCCAUUACGAAGUUGUUCGGUUCUUACUGGAGACGAAUCCCAAUCUAGAGAAGUCUCCUCUACAAGCUAGUAGUGCGCUACGUAUGGCAGCUAUGGGAGGUCAUAUAGAGACAGUUCAGCUUCUCCUAGAGCAUGGGACGACUCCGACGCCAACUAUGAUAGGUUGGCGUCUACGUCCAUUGAUCGAGGCUGCACAACGCGAAUACUAUGCAGUAGUUGAUACACUUCGGAACGCUAUGGAUCUUCCGGCCUUCAUCGCACACGGUGAGCCUGAUGACGAUAUCCAUAGGGAGCUACUGUUAGUUAGCGCGGCGUGUGGCUGGGAAGAUAUAAUUAAGGAGUUGCUUGACCGGGGCUGCUCGUCCAAUUGUCCUAACCCUAAGAAUCGGGAAUGGGCCAUGGAAAGAAAGCUCCAGGGAUCAAGUUAUCUUUCCACUAGGGGAUACCCAUUGCCUCUGACGUUGGCAGCCCAUCGAGGUCAUUACGGCGCUUUCAAGCUACUACUCAACCAUACAAUCGACUCAGACAAAUCAUUGCUUUAUAGAAGAGAACCAUACCCGCUCCUAGCAGCAAUUGACGGCUCCCAGAGGCGGAUUGUCAGUAUACUCCUGGACCACGGGGUAGAUCCGAAUCACCGAAUCCCCCCACAAAAUACGCCGGUCUUUUUUGAAGCUGUCCAAGUGCCGGAAAUACUUGAACUAUUGCUCGAUCGUGGGGCGGACCCUAGACUAAAUUCAGAGUAUGGUGUCGAGGAGGUUCACUGCGAAUCAGUGUUUAUGAGAGCGUUAAGCACUGGAAGUCUGGCCGCAGCGAAUAUCUUACAACAGAGGGCUUUAUUCAUAGAGCCCCGCUUAGGUACGGACUUUUACCCAUUCUUUGAGGCGGCCACCUAUGGUGGAGCAGCGAUGAUACAAUAUCUACUUGACAGCGGCUAUAAAGUCGUGCCUGGGAGUCCCCAAGUUGGGAGGGCCUUGCACACUAUACUGUCUCGGUCAGACACGUCAUCCUUGACUAUUCUGUUCGAGACAGGACUAGUAGGCAGCUUAACUACAAUCGACAACAAAAGCCUGAUGGGAGUGGUAGAUUCACCAAGUGAAGACUGGGAUGCUGUGGCUGCUACUCUGGAUACCCUCAUUGUACAUGGGAUUGAUGUCGAAGGGGGGUCCUACUCCCCUCUGCACGAUGUUCACACGGGAAUGUCCAAUCUAUCCCAGCUAUUAUUAGAUCGAGGAGCUGACCCCCUCAGAACUCAUACAAACCUUGGCAUCACCCCUUUAGGACAGGUGGCGAGGAGGGGGUGCAUAAGCUUAGUGCGAAUGAUGCUAAAGGCUUUAGAGCGGCGGAGAGUUCCAUUUGGGGAAUUGAAAGAGAAGCUUAUCGAGGCAGAGAAGCAGGCAGAGUUGGCCCAACAAGAACAUUUGGGAGACGAUGUGCUACCACUUCUACGCCGUUUCUACUGGCGAAAGAAGUACCAAGACUAG